Molecule: messenger RNA, 1063 nt
Organism: Pseudomyrmex gracilis
Lineage: Eukaryota; Metazoa; Arthropoda; Insecta; Hymenoptera; Formicidae
Product: alpha-ketoglutarate-dependent dioxygenase alkB homolog 4
Exons: 5
Coding region: 21-926 (301 amino acids)
Biological process (GO): oxidative demethylation
Molecular function (GO): demethylase activity; oxidoreductase activity
Source: RefSeq, a predicted model, not a curated record
UACUUGGUAAGAACCAAAUCAUGGAAACUGUUCGACCGUGCGGCUGCAAGGGGAUACGAUCUUGUUUAAUUUGCGAAGCGGAAUAUAAAAUAUCCAAGCCGGACUUGAAGAGCGAAUUACAGAAAAACAAAAGUUACGUUUAUUGUCCUUGUUGUGACAAAUUGUUAUCUGGAUGGGACAUAGAUGAGUAUAAGAAUCAUCCUCACCAUGAUGACAACAACUUGCUUGAUUAUUCUGGUGUUUAUAUCAAGCUAGAUUUCUUAAGUGAAGAUGAAGCUGAAAAGCUAACGAAAGCACUUGAUGAUCUUCCUUGGGAAGCUUCGCAGAGUGGUAGAAGAAAACAGAAUUUUGGACCAAAAUGUAAUUUCAAAAAGCGGAAAUUGCAAUUAGGAGCAUUUAAAGGUUUUCCAAAAACAACAGAAUUUGUACAGAAGAAAUUUAAGGAAAUACCCCUGUUACAUGAUUUCAAAACUGUCGAGCAGUGUUCUCUUGAAUAUGAUACUGUACGAGGCGCCUCUAUCGAUCCUCAUAUUGAUGAUUGUUGGAUUUGGGGAGAGCGUAUAGUUACUGUAAAUGUUCUUGGUAAUUCUGUUCUGACCAUGACUCCUUAUCGUGGCCCAUUGACAAGGUAUAAUUUAGACUGUGUCUCAAAAUACGAUUCUAUUUUGGAAAGAGACAUUUCUGAUAAUGUACAGAGUUUAAAUAUUGAUAAUGAUGUAGUAGUAAGACUACCAAUGCCCGCCAGAUCUGUUAUGAUUUUAUAUGGCGCUGCCAGAUACAAGUGGGAACAUUCAGUGCUUCGACAAGAUGUAAAGUCAAGACGCGUUUGCCUUGCAUAUCGUGAACUGACACCUCCGUAUCUUGAAAAUGGUGAGCAUUAUAACAAAGCUACUGAAAUUUUGAAACAAGCUUCAUUUUUCUGGUGAUACUAAUAAAUAAUCGAAUUUAAAUAAUUAUUGACUUUAUUUAAUAGACAGUUAUUGUCGUAGCACACAAUAAAUAUAAAUAUUGAAAUAGAAUAAAAUAAUUUUUAAACUAAUGAAUGAAAUAAAUAUGUUGUGUA